Lytechinus pictus (painted urchin) is the source of this 7655-nucleotide messenger RNA. RefSeq lists its product as uncharacterized. The transcript is spliced from 15 exons. Lineage: Eukaryota; Metazoa; Echinodermata; Echinoidea; Temnopleuroida; Toxopneustidae. The coding region runs from base 3380 to 6712 and encodes 1110 amino acids. The record is from RefSeq and is a predicted model, not a curated record.
GGGGUACACUGUCAAAGGCCUUUCUAAAAUCUAGGUAGACAACACCAACCUUUUCACCUUUAUCCAGUAAGGACGUCCAGUCCUCUAAUGUCUGGAGCAGCUGUGUAACAGUUGAUCUUCCUGGGACAAAUCCAUGUUGGGUAUCGCUGAUAAGUUCAUUUUCCAUCCGAUGUUCGAUGAUCUUGUCUCUGAUCAGCGACUCCAUGAUCUUACAUGGUACUGAAGUCAAACUUAUUGGUCGAUAAUUAGUAGCUUCAGACUUGUUUCCCUUCUUAUGAACUGGAACAACGUGACUUGCUUUCCAUGCUGAAGGAAGUUUGCCUUCUCUGAACGACUUAGUGUAGAUGAUGGCCAAUGGUGUACACACUGAAGGUGCCGUUUCCCGUAAAAUGCAAGGAUGGAUACCAUCCGGUCCAGCACUCUUGAAUUUGGAAAGCAGAUCAAGUUUGCGAUGUACAUCCUCUGGGGUUAUGUCAAGAGCAGAUAAGCAUCCAGCUGACUGUCUGGGUUCAAGCUGUGGGAUGGAAGAAGUGUCCUCUUCAGUAAAUGUUGUCUCAAAGAAAGCAUUCAAGAUUUCAGCUUUCUCUUCAUCUGUUGAAGUGAAGGUACCAUCUGUCUUUUUGAGAUCAGGAAGCCCCUUUCUGGUCUAUAGAUUAUCAGAUGCAUAUCUCCAGAAUGCUUUUGGAUCCGUCUUCACAUUCUUCGCAAGGUCCUUUUUCGAAGUUACUUUGCAGUUCUCUCGUGAGGCAUUAAAGAGCCUUUGCUAGUUUCCUAGCUCUAGCAAUGUCAGUUAGGUGUUUAGUGAUUUGGGCUUGUUGCCAUGCACAAUGCUUUUGUCCAUGCAGUCUGAGUGCUUGAUUGUUCAUCCAUCUGUGCUUUUUCUUACGUCGUCGUGAUGACGAACACGGUAUGUGUUCAUAAUGACCUGUCAAGAUUGUAUGAAAGAAUGACCAUGACUGUUCAGUAUCCAUGUCCUUCAUUGAUUCUUCCCACUCAACUUUAUCAAGCUCCUCACAUAUGUCAUUGUAUUGUCCAAGACUGAACUGAAGUUUUGGAAACAGUGCUUCUUUUUCUGGAGCUGAGAGGGUGAUGGUCAAAACAAGCCCAAGAUGGUCACUCAAUCCAAGAGGAGGCAGUGAUUCAGUAUCAUCAAUCAAAUGGUCAUUAUUAGUGAACACCAAAUCCAGAGUGCUGUCAUUUUGUCCUACCCUAUGUCUUGUUGGGAAAUGGACAUGCUGGUGUAGGAAGCAGUCAGCUAUGGUGUCUAUGAACUCUAUAUCUGUGUUGCUUCUUCCAGUGUAGGAUUCCCAGUCUAUGUGAGGAUAAUUGAAAUCACCUGCAAUCAAAAGGUCAGCUGAGUUCUUAUUAGAGACUUCAAGCAUGAGAUCGCGUAGCUGGUUGUGAUUGCUGACAGAUGGACUUCUGUAUAUGUUGACGUUGCUGGCCGUCCAUAGUUGCGAUUGAUUGGAUCAAUCACAACUCUUUGUAAGCGGAACCCUGAAGAGGCGUCGCAGCACGCAUGACCCGCUAGGCCUAGAUCUAGUUACCUCUAAUAAAAAAGUCUUUAAGUUAGACAGCUGGCAGCCGUCUGUUUCAAGGAGUUUUUUCACAUUUAAAAUUUUUUUUAAAUUUCUCCUCCUACACAGAUGGCUCACGAUCAUGCAGCCACCAUUAGGGGAUUAACAUUAGCAAUGUAAAAUCCCCCCGACGGGGCUCAUCGAUUUUUGUCUUUAUUUCAUACAAAUAUAUAAAAAGAACUGGACCAAAAUAAAGAUUAUUAGAUCUAUUCCGUUUUGGCCUGAAAUGCACCAAAACAGGAAAAAUCAACUUAAAAGGACAAAAACAGUGAUUUACCUUUGCUGUCGCGCAACUCCCACUUCCUUGGUUUAUCCAAACUUACAUAAACAUAUGGCCAUUGAGUCCCUGUACAGAUCGAGUUAGAACUUUGGUCUCUGUAUUUGGUAAGUGGAGCCAACGGAGUUCAGCGGAACAACCAAUUUAACAGAGACAGAAGCUUUUGGUCUAAGUUACCUCAAGUGAUGUUCGUGCAGGCUCCACUCCACUUCACUACUGCUACACCUACCUGAACAUCAAGCCCAUGAACUCGCUCUGAUACUUCGAGUGGCAAAGGUGGGAAAAAAUACAUAUUUAUUGUAAAAUCCUACACCAAAAUUAGCUUAAAAAGAAUAAGAAGCUUAAUUUCUUACUUUUCAUCCUAAUUUCACUCCAUAUAUAUCCAUCCUCCAGUUAGCCUCAAAAUUGGUGAUUUAGAGCCAACAUCGAGUUCCUCACACAUAUAAAUAAUUCGCUGCAGAUUUCAAAACAUUGCAUGCGCGAGGGUCUGAGCUUUUUGACGAGGAAAAAAAGGAAGAAAUUAUAAAUAUUUAUAUUAAAUACAACCAGCCUAACCACCUUUCCGGAAAAAAAUUCGAAUUUUGGUAGCUCUCCGCGAUCGUAGAAGAACUUGGCUGAUCCUGAUCUCUUUGUCAUAAAAAUUCGCUAUUUUCCAGCAUAUUUUUGUGAAAGGUGGUAUAAGCUGAUUGUAUUCGAUAUAAAUUUAUCUUUAUCAUUUCUUCCUUUUCCCCCGUCAAAAAGCAAAAUUUAGGAGUAAUCUAGGAGGGUGCAAAAUUGCACCCUUUUCUCCACAGACAUUGUAGUUAAGGCGUCGGUAGAGCUCCACCACUACGAGCCUCGCCGUUAUUGGUCUAUUGACUGAAGGGAUGCUGCAAAGCCAGACAAAGUCUCAGCAGAGCAUAUCCCUGACAGAAAUAGACCUAUUUAUCGGUCUAGUCUCCAAUAUGAAAGAGAGUCUCCCAUAUUGACUGUGCACCUCUACUGAGUACUGACACUUGGCCAUGACAGUUCGACAGUGCAGUGGGAGCUUACCGCGCAGGGUGUGCACUUCCACAGGUGAUGGUCCAUGCAUGCUACACUACCGCAACCCUUGGGUUGAGUCCAUAGACAUUGGACCAUCAAUUCAUGACUUGUACAAAUUACUUUAAAUAACAAAAUAAUAACAAUUCACUGAAAACAAAUAUUUCACAUUUUCCCUAGGGAAAAUGGACUAUGCGUAAGGAAAAUAGACUAUUUCAUGGGAAACGUUUUUCCUAGAAAAACACACUUGUGUGCACUCUCAAUGAAACAAAUUUUAGGCAAUGGAUAUUUUUACAAUUGAUCAAGGUUUUAGAAAUUUUAUCGAGAAACUUUUAUUUGUCUUUUAAUUAUACUUUUACCACAGAUCUGGCUUUGAUUAUCUUGUUUGAUAUGAAGUACAGGUGUAUCAGGUAUGGUUUACAAUUUAACUUAAGUUAUUACUGUACUCUUACAGUUCUUUGUUUCUACCUUUAUUCAAUAGGACGGGUAUAAUGAAGGAAAGUAGAUGAUAGGCACAAUGUUUGGGCCAGUACAUCAUGUCCCAUCCCCCUACUUUUAUGAUCAGAAGAAAGUUAUUCAAAGGCCUAAGAGGAGACGCAAGCAACCUCAGGAGCUCCCUCGUAGUUUACGCUUUGCCAACCUCAAUCCUCGUUUAGCUGCUUUCCUUAGCAGCCAGGAACGUCAAAAGAAGAAGCAAGAAGCAGAAUCUUAUGAGGGACACUUUUCUUCUGACCAAACAUCUUUACUUAAAUACUCUGAGGAGGCAGGAAAUAGUUUCUUUGCUCUUCAAAACACUGAACUUUAUCGGCAAAUAUUCAGAAAUAGCUUUGAUAAUUUAACACUUGAUGGAGAACAAACUCAGAGACAGCUCUACCAUGAAUCUGUUCAAGCAGCUCCAACACUCUUAGUCAAGCUUACGUCCAUUCUCUAUCUCUUUGUGGACCAACAUCUAGAUCUUCCUCGGGAAUUAGUGAAUGCGCUGAGCUGUUCCUAUGAAGAACUAACAGCAGAAGCACAAUUUGAAAGGAAAGAAUGGCAAUGUAUUGAAAAUCUUCCUGAUGAUGGAGAAAAAGAAGGAGUGGAAGAUGGACUUGAAGAAGACAAAGACUUAGAUGAUAGUCCCAUAAUUGAAGAUACAGAUGGCAAAGAUAAGAAGAAAAAGAAGAAGAAAAAGACAUCUGGAGAGGACCCAUCUCAAUCACCUGCAGAUGGAUUUCAUGUUCCUAAAUCGAAAUUAGGGAAAGAUAUUCCUCCAGGGACUGCAAAAUCAGCUCCAGCAGGACGUUAUUUAAGUAAAACUGGAAGAGAUGGAAAACAUUCUGCUCUCAACAAAAGUCCAGGUCUAAGCAAGCGAGCUCAUACUGCAGACCUGAUUGGGGAAAGCCAAGAUGAUAUAAAAUCAGUGAAACAGAAAUCAGAUGAGAAAGCAACAAGACGUUAUAUGAAGAAGGGUCGUAGGCAUGCUACUACAGCUGUGGAGUAUUACACCUCAUGUUAUGUAGGUGGUGGUGUGGCUCAGCCUAGUUUUCUUCAAGUAAUAAGUUUCUCCAUUACUAAGGCUAAAGAGGAGACUGGUUGGUUGAUUCAGCAUGAAGAUGAAGAUGAGGCUGUUAGGAGAAGUAUCUUGGAGACUAUCAUUAUGAGACUCAACCAGUCAUCACAGGAAGCGAAAGUUGCUGCAUUUGAAGCUAAAGAGAAAGGCCACACUAAUCCACUAUCUAAGCGUUAUUAUGGUGAUAGCAGAAGAGAGGCAAUGGCAAAGUAUGGCAAGAAGUCAACUGUUGCAGUAGCUCCAAGACUUUCUUCUACCAGUAUGCAGAGGUUACCACCACCUCCUAAGCUUCCACAGGCAGCACCUGAAGAAAUGAGACCAAAAUUUCUGACUGGUUUACCUGAUGGAUCAAUAACUUUAUACUAUCCAUCAGGUCGUAUUGCAAUCAUCACAAGUCCUUCAGGGGAAAAUAGACAGGGACAUUAUACACAUGUGUAUGAGGAUGAUGAAGAAAAUUCCUAUCUUGCUGUGUUCACACCUACAGGAAGAGGGUGUGUCUCUGAUGUGAAAGGAACUAUCAGGUUAUGGUGUACAGAGAAAGGAGGCAUGAUAGCUGAUAAGGAUGGAGCACUCACCACCAAGUGGGAAUGGCCUUUACCUCAUCUCAGACUUAAUAAUCCAGUGGUUUACAAGAUCAAUGAUUACAUCAGUAUUCGCUGUGUGAAUAGGGCAGGAGUUUCAUUAACAUUCACAUGUCAUAAGGAGACAUCCAAGGUUUAUGUUGGUCAGACCAUCAUGGCUACAGAGCCUCAAACACAGGAAGAGAUGGGAUAUCUGGUGUUAGCUGAAGACACUUACACAUCUGUAUCGGCUAGUGAGAGCUAUGCCCCACCACCCCCACCAAAGCGGAAGAAACCCAAGGAUGUUAAUGUCUUGAAACGUACUCCUAAACCCAAGGUGGUCAUUGACCCUAUGGAAGAAAUCAUAAAGUCUUUAGAGCUGCCCAACAUUGGAGAGCAUGGUAUCCAAGCAGAGAAAGAACUCUAUACACUCAAAACAAAAGCAAGACACUUAUUAGAUGAAUGGAUGGAUCAUUAUCGUAUGAUACUGAACGUUUCCAAUCCUUCACUUGCCCGGGUAGGAAGUGCUAUUACCCCAAUCAGACACCGAACCCGUCUGAUCAAGUCUGCCAAGCCCAAGCUAGAAUCUGGAUCAGAACGUCCACAGUCUGCAGCUUCUGAUUUCUUUCCGCGUCCUAAGCUCCCUAUGAGAGCUCCAUCUGCUCCUGCUGUUUGUCGCCUGCAGGGAUCCAGACCAUACAGCUCUAUGUCACUUAAUACCGAACAGCCUAAGAGGGAUGAUAUGCCAGGAAGACAGUCUAGAGUAAGGAUAGAAGUAGAUGGAGUUGACCAAGGUUAUCACUCAAGGUAUUCAAGAGGAGGUUCCUCAUUCAGCAGAACUACAAGACUGAGCAGUCCACAGCGAAUGAUGUCAGGGAAGACAUCUAUAAUAGAAACUGAAGCAAGUGGAGACAAAGCAAGAAGAUCAGCUCCACUAAAAGGCUGUCCAGUUGCCUUACGAGCCGAGAUGUUAGGAGACAAUGUAGCAACAUGUAAGUGCAGUCGUCACCGUAUCCCUGUCAUCACAGAUUUAGAGCUUGAUAAGUUCUUAACAGCCCAGGUACCCCGUGAACAGCUGGUUGUAUUAUGUGUGGUUUCAUCUAUGUUUCCUGGAGCUAUGCCAUGUGGUGAUAUGUUGGUCAGACUCUAUGAAACCAUGAAUAGAAACAGGACUAAACCAUGCUAUCAGUGUGGAGGAGACAGGUAUAGACUCUUGAUAUACGACACUAUUGCAGCUGUACAUGGAACCACAAACAAACAACCAGAGCUUUAUAGAAGACACAAUGCAGUACCAGGCAUGUUCAUGAUCUAUGGUGGAGGUAAGCUGCUCUUCUGUGAUCAUAUCUUCAAUGGUUAUGGCAAUGCAAGGAAGGAUUUUCAAAAGCAACUCUCUAGAACUCUAAAAGAGCACAACAUGGGCCAUUACCUACCCAGAGAUUUCAGAUUCAGUGCAAGCCGAGGUAAGCAUGGACCAAGGUCUGCUUGGGGAGGAGAGAUAGGUGGCCCAUACUCUCAAUCAAAGAAAGAAGGUUUGGCUUUACCAGGGCUUGAUGAUCGUAAUGGUAUCGCCCAAUCAGUAUCAGUGUCCUCCCUUGCCAGCAGUAAAGCACAUUCUUUUGGUAGUAUCAUUCUUCCUCCAAGACCACAUACUAGUGGAAGAUACAUUGAGACAAGGGCAGACAGCGUCAUGAGAAGAUUACCUCCAACCGGUCAUUUAGUAGCUUGAGACUUUUCUGGAUGAAAACCUUCUAUCAUUUUGUGUGCUUUGGAGAUUAUUCUUGUUUACAGCGAUACCUGUACAAGAUGCUAAUCUGUCCAGAGUCCUUGUUGGACCUCUUUGGGAGAUUGAUUUUGGAUUGUCAUCUCAUACCAAAAGACAUUGUGUACAGGGUAAACUUGAACCUAUCAUCUGCCUGUCAUGAAAGUGAGCCUUACAGAGAGAAAAACCUACAAAUGAUCUUAUAGCACAAGAAUUGAUGCUUCAUUAAGAAUGAGCUUCUUCAAAGUCAUCUGGUAGCUUACGGAUCUUGGAUAAUCCUCCCCAAGUUGAUUAUAGUGAUAACAAAUAAAUGGAAAAGGGGAAACAGUUUUGCUCUUCCUGCUAAAUACUACAUAUCUUGGUCUAGUGGUUCCCACAGAUGGUCAUGGGUUGGAAUCCUUGCCAUGGCGUUUUUCCUUCUGCAAGAAAUUUAUCCACACUGUGCUGCAUUUGACCCAGGUGAGUGAGUGGGUACCCGACAGGAUUAAUUCCUUGAAUGCACUGGGUGCCAGUGAAGGUAGCUCGAGCUAAAGCCUGUGUUUUAAUAGCAGUGCUUUGUAUCCUCAGGCACAAAGCGCUUUUUAAAUCCAGCUAUUAUUAUUAUCUUUCAUUUGGUAUUCAUAUUUACAUUUCAAACAAUAUUGACAAAGGAAAGGCCCAACCAGGUCUAUCAUAGACAUGAGCUAAUUCAAGCAAUAUCCUUGUAAGAAAUGGAUUUGUCUGAAGUUGUAAGCAUAAUAUAAGGUCAAUAUUUGUACUAUGUCUAUUCCAUAUUGUUUUUAUCACAAGUGAAAGACUUGUUAUAUCAUAGGGGUAAUAAUAAUAAAAACGUGCCUCGAGUAAUAAUAAUAAAAACGUGCCUCGGAAUAGCAAUUAAAACUUGACAUGUAUGCAAUCUGGCUAUCUGUUG